GCGAGAAGAGAAAAUGGGUGGCAAAGGAGGCGGAGGCGGAGGUAAAGGAUCAGGUGGUGGAGGAGGCGGAGGAAGUAAAGGAGGAAGAGGUGGAGGAAGUAAAGGAGGAGCAGGAAGUGGAGGUAGUAAAGGCUCUCCAUCUGCUUCUUCUGGAUCAAAAUCAUCUUCUGGUGGAGGGGCCGGGAAAAGCAGCGCCUCCCAUAGCAGCGGUGGUGCUGGUGGAAUGAUGAAAUCCCCAGGAAGGGGUGGCGAACAAAUAUCUAGAGCUGGCUUUGAAAGUAAUCCAAGUGGUUAUUUUCAGGGAAUUCGAAAGUAAUGACUGCUGUACUACAAUGAUCUUACAGCUAUAGGUUCUAGUACUAAGUCGAAACUACGUUUGUCGUGUGUGUUUUUGUUUUGUGUUUGAAUGAGAGCAAGAGAGUUGUGUAAUUAUGUGUGUUUUGCUAGUUAUGUAUAUCAAGAAAGAAUUUGGUUGUCUUUUUUCUUCUUGUUAUACAAGAGUACA
This is a messenger RNA of Papaver somniferum (opium poppy), 505 nucleotides long. Its product is annotated as loricrin-like. The record is from RefSeq and is a predicted model, not a curated record. Lineage: Eukaryota; Viridiplantae; Streptophyta; Magnoliopsida; Ranunculales; Papaveraceae. Bases 14 to 316 code for a protein of 100 amino acids. The transcript has a single exon.